ACAGGUGCGUGGGCCACAGCUCUUGGAUUUCUUGUUCUCUUUCUCUUAACAUCAGUUGCCGCACGGUUUUGUUUCCCCUGUCGCAUCGAAAUACAACAGCUGUGUGCGCCUGCGACUUGAUUCGGGAGCCAACCAAGCAGCCAUGGACGCGUUGAUGAAGGGUUUCUCUAAAGCCAAGGAUGGGGUCGUGGCAGCGGCGGAGAAAACCAAGCAGGGAGUGACUGGAGCGGCUGAGAUGACGAAAGAUGGGGUUAUGUUCGUCGGCACCAAAACGAAGGAUGGAGUCACAACAGUUGCAGGUAAAACUGUGUCUGGAGUGUCUCAGGUGGGCGGAGCGGUGGUUACCGGGGUCACGGCUGUGGCCCAGAAGACCGUGGAGGGUGCAGGCAAUAUUGCCGCUGCCACCGGAUUGGUCAAGAAGGAUCCGGCCAAACAAAGUGACGAUGCCUCAGCCGCACCGAACAUGGCAGAGUCACCGGUUGAAACUGACCUUGCUGAUACUACAGAGGAGGACACCGAUGACUAAAGUGACUGAGAGCUUCACAAUCGAAGACCAUUGACCGAAACAUUCCAUGUUGCUCUGCCAUGUCCCGUCGUGCCUCGUUUUGGUCCUUUAUGGAGUCUGUGCCCAACUUCUGUGUGUGUGUGUGUGUGUGUGCGUGUGUGUGUACGUGUGUGUGUACGUGUGCAGUUACGUAUGUAUACACAGCGGUAUAUGUGUAAAUGUUGUAGAGAAAGAGAAAAUGCUGUGAGUUUGUACAUGUGUAUGCGCCUUUUUGCACAUCAGUCCUGAAAUGGACCUCAGGUGUGUGUCAUCUGUGACCAGCUGUCAUUUACAGUGACUCCCUCCCACUGAGAAGGCCACCUGGUCAGUGUGUGCGCGCGUGUGUGUCUAUAUGUCUGAUUUCCGUCAACUGUGUGACUAUGUCAAUAACUAAAAUAUGAAAAUAUACCACAAUUUACCACUUCAAGCACCUAAGUGUCUCUAUAUAAAUGAACAAUUUCCAGUGAUCUGGUUGAAAUGGAAGCAUAACGAUAUUCACUAUUUUUGUCUGUAUGCUGUCACUGUUUUUUGAGGUGGAAAACAAAGUGCUGAGCUAUUCGUGCAUUCAUAUUGUAUUUUCUAAUUUAUCACUGCUAUAACAAAUGUAU
This is a messenger RNA of Xiphias gladius (swordfish), 1152 nucleotides long. Its product is annotated as alpha-synuclein-like. Gene Ontology annotation, molecular function: cuprous ion binding. The coding region runs from base 143 to 526 and encodes 127 amino acids. The transcript is spliced from 6 exons. Lineage: Eukaryota; Metazoa; Chordata; Actinopteri; Istiophoriformes; Xiphiidae. The record is from RefSeq and is a predicted model, not a curated record. Gene Ontology annotation, biological process: synapse organization; synaptic vesicle endocytosis; chemical synaptic transmission. Gene Ontology annotation, cellular component: cytoplasm; neuronal cell body; axon terminus.